UCCGGCAGCUCUCUUUCUUUCUUCGUUCUUCUUAUAAAAUAGAGGACGGCAUCUGCGUUUGCAGAAAAUUUAACACCAUUAAUUGGGAUUAAAAAUCAGCGAAAAUGAGCUUAGGCAACGCCAGGCCAUUGGUCUCCGUGUAUACGGAUAAAAAUGAGGCUGUUAAGGAGAAGAACAUCUGCCUGCCGGCUGUGUUCAAGGCGCCCAUCCGUCCGGAUGUGGUCAACGAGGUGCACCAGCUGAUGCGCCGCAACAACCGUCAGCCCUAUGCUGUCAGCGAGUUGGCAGGUCACCAGACAUCUGCUGAGUCCUGGGGUACCGGUCGUGCUGUUGCCCGUAUUCCCCGUGUCCGUGGUGGCGGUACCCACCGCUCCGGCCAGGGUGCCUUCGGCAACAUGUGCCGUGGUGGUCGCAUGUUCGCUCCCACUAAGACCUUCCGUCGCUGGCACCGCAAGGUGAAUGUCAAUCAGCGCCGUUAUGCUCUGGUGUCGGCUAUUGCCGCAUCGGGUGUGCCAGCUCUGGUGCAGUCCAAGGGUCAUGUUAUCGAUGGCGUCUCCGAGUUCCCCUUGGUUGUGUCCGAUGAAGUGCAGAAGCUGCAAAAGACCAAGCAGGCUGUUGUCUUCCUGCGCCGCAUGAAGAUCUGGGCUGACAUCCAGAAGGUGUACAAGUCCCAGCGCUUCCGUGCUGGCCGUGGUACCAUGCGCGACCGUCGUCGCAUUGCCCGUCGUGGUCCUCUGGUUGUGUACCACAAGGAUGAGGGUCUGCGCCGUGCUUUCCGCAACAUCCCUGGCAUUGAGACAAUCAGCGUGGAUAAGCUGAAUCUGCUGAAACUGGCUCCUGGUGGCCAUGUCGGUCGCUUUGUUAUCUGGACUGAGUCUGCUUUUGCGCGCCUGAAUGAUCUGUUCGGCACCUGGAAGAAGCCAUCCACCUUGAAGAAGGGCUACAAUCUGCCCCAGCCCAAGAUGGCCAAUACCGAUUUGUCGCGCCUUCUGAAAUCAGAGGAGAUCCGCAAGGUUCUGCGUGACCCACGCAAGCGUGUGUUCCGUCGCGUGCGCCGCCUCAAUCCUCUUUCCAAUGUGCGUCAGCUGAUCAAGCUGAACCCAUACGCAGAGGUCCUGAAGCGUCGUGCUGCUCUCGCUGCUGAGAAGCGCACCGUGGCUAGGGUGUUGGCCAAGGCCAAGAAACAGAACGUUGAGCUGGCCAAGUCGCACUUCGCAAAUGUUGCCACCAAGGCUGCUGCUAACCGCGCUAAGCUGCUCGCCGCCCGCAAGAAGAAGGUCGCCCCCAAGAAGCCCGCGGCCAAGAAGUAAACUUUCACACAAACCUUAGGGGACAAAACUCUUUUUAUAUAAUAAAUUACAAAUAACAAAAGUUGUAUGAAUUAUAUUCAUAA
Drosophila busckii is the source of this 1393-nucleotide messenger RNA. It is a transcript of the gene RpL4, whose product is annotated as 60S ribosomal protein L4. The transcript has 4 exons. Gene Ontology annotation, molecular function: RNA binding; structural constituent of ribosome. Gene Ontology annotation, biological process: translation. The coding region runs from base 105 to 1310 and encodes 401 amino acids. Gene Ontology annotation, cellular component: cytosolic large ribosomal subunit; ribosome. The record is from RefSeq and is a predicted model, not a curated record. Lineage: Eukaryota; Metazoa; Arthropoda; Insecta; Diptera; Drosophilidae.